AUGAAGUUGGUAAUAUUUUGCUUAAUGGGAGCCAUACAACACGUGAUUGGACAAACUACCCUGGCCAGUAAUCUCACAGCUACCAACAGUGCAGAUGAUAUUUACUCAUUGAAUGAAGAGGAUUUUAAGCUGUGGAUAUCAGGACAAACUCCCAAAGCGUGGGAGACAAGCACUUAUCCGACCAGUACAACAACUAAGAGUACUACCGAAGAAAGCCGCCUGCUAGAUCAGUUCAGUUCAGUUGAUCAGUCAACGACUUUGGAACCAGAGCUCAGUAUCACUACGAAACCAACUCUUGCAACCACACCAAAGUCUGAUGAAAGCAGUACUCGACUCGAAGGAUAUGUAUAUCCACAUCCUGAAAACCUCCAAAAUUGGGUUCAGGCUCAUAUGAUGGAAUCUCACCAAAUCAACAACCAACUGAUUUCGAGUGCUAAUGCCUUGCCAUUCCCUCCCAGAUUCGGUGGGUGCAUUCCUGAUAGUCAAGCUUUCAGUUUCCGUCCCGAAGCAAUUUCGUUCCAAACUUCGGCCAUAGUUCAUCGAUUCCACGACAACACAGCCCAGCAGGUUCCUUUUCCGGGUAGCUCUCAUCACGGGGAUGCGUUUUUAAGUCAGAACCAGCAACAGAAACCACAGCAGCAGGAACAGCAGCAGCAGCAGCAGCAGCAGCAGCAGCAACAGCAACAGCAACAGAAGCAACAGCAACAGCAGCAUCAGCAGCAACAGAUUCAGCAGCAGCAUCAGCAGCAGCAGCAGCAGCAUCAGCAGCAGCCGCAUCAGCAGCAGCCACAUCAGCCGCAGCCGCAUCAGCAGCAGCCGCAUCAGCAGCAGCCGCAUCAGCAGCAGCAGCAUCAGCAGCAGCCGCAUCAGCAGCAGCCGCAUCAGCAGCAGCAGCAUCACCGCAUCAGCAGCAGCCGCAUCAACAGCAGCCGCAUCAACAGCAGCCGCAUCAGCAGCAGCACCAUCAGCAACAGCACCAUCAGCAACAGCACCAUCAGAAGCUGCAACAAUUACCACGACCCGAACAGCUGCAACAGCUACAGCAGCCACAACCGCCAACACCACAACAAACAUCUGCUCCCGUGA
This is a messenger RNA of Ochlerotatus camptorhynchus, 1086 nucleotides long. RefSeq names its product UPF0746 protein DDB_G0281095-like. Lineage: Eukaryota; Metazoa; Arthropoda; Insecta; Diptera; Culicidae. The coding region runs from base 1 to 1086 and encodes 361 amino acids. Gene Ontology annotation, molecular function: transcription factor binding; transcription coactivator activity. Gene Ontology annotation, cellular component: mediator complex. The record is from RefSeq and is a predicted model, not a curated record. Gene Ontology annotation, biological process: positive regulation of transcription by RNA polymerase II. The transcript is spliced from 3 exons.